UCCCGCUAAGGUUAUAGCAUUUCUCAACCCUCCAAUCUCAUAUCCUAUAUUUUCUUCAGUCGCUCCCCCAAAUCCAAUUGUUCGAUCAUCCUGAGCAAAGAGGGAGGACUGACACCGAAGUUGGAGAGAAUGUUGAGAAAGUUCAAUGCCAUUGGCAACAAUAAGACCUCCAAGUUGUUGCUCGAGGAGAAUGGCACCGAGCAGGAACAGCAGACCGCCAUGGAUUCACUUCAAUUGCCGCUAGUCACCAAUAGACCCCCAACAAACCUAAUAAUAGGCACCAAUCCACAAUUGCAGACAAAUGCCCUACCUAAGCAGUUUCCCUAUCACUUCCCUCCACCAUAUCAAAUUCCCCCGCAAGUUCAGCAACCACAGUUGGCGCAGCACGACUUGAGGCACCAGUCCUUCUGGGUAAAUCUAAUCCAGGAUAUCAAUAUAGGCAAGAACAUCAAGAACCACAGCCUCCCUCUCGCCAGGAUCAAAAAGAUCAUGAAAUCCGACGAAGAUGUCAAGAUGAUCGCCGCCGAGGUGCCGCCGCUCUUUUCGAAAGCAUGCGAACUUUUCAUCCUCGAGCUGACCCACGGCUCUUGGUGUCAGGUUGAUCGAGAAAAGCGAAAAACAUUGCAGAGGGGGGACAUCUCUUUAGAAAUUGCAAAGCAUCAGGCGUUUGAUUUCUUGGUGGAUAUUGUGCCAGAGAAAAAAGUGGCAGAAAGUGGGGCGGCAGCGUCGACGUCGAUGACGAUUUCAGGUGAUGAACAACUGAAUCAAUCAAUUUCUUGUUUUCAUGAUCCUUCUAUGCUCGAUUCGUUGAUGAUGGAUUUUAGGAAUUCUGAGACUGUUCCACAUUGUUCAAUAUCUACUCAACAACAUCAGCAUAGCAAUGCCUCAGAGAAUGGAGAAAGUGCAGCGCCAAACUUGUCUCCAUAGAUGUAGAAAAUAUUACGU
Molecule: messenger RNA, 945 nt
Organism: Phalaenopsis equestris
Lineage: Eukaryota; Viridiplantae; Streptophyta; Magnoliopsida; Asparagales; Orchidaceae
Product: nuclear transcription factor Y subunit C-2-like
Exons: 2
Coding region: 130-927 (265 amino acids)
Biological process (GO): regulation of DNA-templated transcription
Cellular component (GO): nucleus
Molecular function (GO): protein heterodimerization activity; DNA-binding transcription activator activity, RNA polymerase II-specific
Source: RefSeq, a predicted model, not a curated record